Hibiscus syriacus is the source of this 1041-nucleotide messenger RNA. Its product is annotated as NADPH-dependent pterin aldehyde reductase-like. The transcript is spliced from 5 exons. Gene Ontology annotation, cellular component: cytosol. Gene Ontology annotation, molecular function: oxidoreductase activity, acting on the CH-OH group of donors, NAD or NADP as acceptor. Gene Ontology annotation, biological process: folic acid-containing compound metabolic process. Lineage: Eukaryota; Viridiplantae; Streptophyta; Magnoliopsida; Malvales; Malvaceae. The record is from RefSeq and is a predicted model, not a curated record. Bases 49 to 786 code for a protein of 245 amino acids.
UCUAAUUUUUAAGGGAAAAAUAUACUUGCCGGAGAGAAAGGAGUGAAAAUGACAACGGCAUCGUUUAGCGGUUCGAACACGGCGGCAGUGGCGGCAGCCGCUGCAGUUAAGACGGUUUUGAUCACCGGAGUGAGCAGAGGGCUUGGCAGAGCCUUAGCUCUCGAGUUUUCCAAGAGAGGCCACUCCGUAAUCGGGUGUUCCCGCUCCCAAGACAAACUCAACUCUCUCCAAUCGGAGCUCUCCUCGCCUGACCGUCACCUCCUCCUCAGUGUUGAUGUGAAGUCAGAUAAUAGCGUUAUGGAGCUGGCUCGAAUUUUGGUGGAAAAGAAGUUUGUUCCUGACAUAAUCGUAAACAACGCAGGUACAAUCAAUAAAAACAACAGAAUUUGGGAGGUUCCUGUAGAAGAGUUUGAUACUGUCAUUGAUACAAAUGUCAAAGGGAUUGCAAAUGUGUUACGCCACUUUAUCCCGUUGAUGCUUCCCAAAAGUCGAGGGAUUAUAGUUAAUAUGUCUUCUGGAUGGGGACGUUCUGGUGCUGCUUUGGUUGCACCAUAUUGUGCCUCAAAGUGGGCUGUUGUGGGUUUAAGCAGAGCAGUGGCUAAGGAGAUGCCUGAUGGGUUUGCUGUUGUAGCACUUAAUCCAGGUGUGAUUAAUACAGAGAUGCUUCAAUCUUGCUUUGGAAGUUCAGCCUCGGUAUAUCAGACACCUGAAGCAUGGUCAUUGAAGGCAGCUACUAUGAUAAUCAAUCUCACUGCAGCAGACAAUGGCGCGUCCCUCACCGUCUGACAAAAUACAAUUGAUGUUUUUAGAUUUGAUUCAUCUCAUAGUUAUUAUAAGCCUUUGAACAAUCAAUUCGGGAAUUUCCUUGCAAUGCAUGUGAAGAAAUUAUAAUUGUAGAUCCAUGCCGCUUCUCUAAACAAAUGUUUCAAUAGGUAAGACCAAUUUCUUUCAUUGAUAAAAUUCAUUGACUUACAGAUUGCAAGGACUUUUUUCCGGCUAAAAAUCAUGAGUUUGGUAAUGAACAAGAUAGUUAUAACAAAA